Schistocerca cancellata (South American locust) is the source of this 477-nucleotide messenger RNA. RefSeq lists its product as uncharacterized. Lineage: Eukaryota; Metazoa; Arthropoda; Insecta; Orthoptera; Acrididae. The record is from RefSeq and is a predicted model, not a curated record. The transcript has a single exon. The coding region runs from base 1 to 477 and encodes 158 amino acids.
AUGGCAAAAACGCAACUAUGGCAAAAACGCAACUAUUCCAAAAACGCAAAUAUGGCAAAAACGCAAAUAUGGCAAAAACGCAAAUAUGGCAAAAACGCAACUAUGGCAGAAACGCAACUAUGGCAAAAACGCAACUAUGGCAAAAACGCAACUAUGGCAAAGACGCAACUAUGGCAAAAACGCAACUAUGGCAAAGACGCAACUAUUGCAGAAACGCAAAAUUGGGAAAAAAAAACUAUGGGAAAACCGCAACUAUGGAAAAAACGCAAAUAUGGGAAAAACGCAAAUAUGGGAAAAACGCAAAUAUGGGAAAAACGCAAAUAUGGGAAAAAAAACAAAUAUGUGAAAAACUUAAAUAUGGGAAAAACGCAAACAUGGGAUAAACGCAUAUAUUUGAAAAACGCAAAUAUGGAAAAAACGCAAAUAUGGCGAAAACAUAAAUAUGGCAAAACGCAAAUAUGGCAAAAACGCAAAUAA